Molecule: messenger RNA, 702 nt
Organism: Tripterygium wilfordii
Lineage: Eukaryota; Viridiplantae; Streptophyta; Magnoliopsida; Celastrales; Celastraceae
Exons: 1
Coding region: 96-584 (162 amino acids)
Source: RefSeq, a predicted model, not a curated record
GGCUCUUAUCUGGUCAACUUCAAACUACCAUUCUCCAUUCUCAGUUUCUCAGAGAGAACAAACAAAAUCCAAGAAGAAACAAGGGGGAGAGAGAGAUGGGUUCUGUUUAUACAUCUCUAUCGGCUAUUCUAUGCUUGAUUAUCUUCGCUUCAUCUUCGUUAGCAUCACCAACAGCGUAUGAAAAGCUCGAAGAAUAUAACCUUCCAGUCGGGAUCCUCCCAAAGGGAGUUCUCGGCUAUGAACUCGACCCAUCAACAGGUAAAUUCGCUGCUUUCUUCAAUAGUAGUUGUAGCUUUUCGCUUGAAGGAUCAUACCAGUUGAGCUACAAGCCCGCCGUCAGAGGGUACGUGUCCCAAGGCAGGAUUUCAAGGUUGGAGGGUGUUAGUGUCAAGUUGUUCUUCUUUUGGGUCAAUAUUAUUGAGGUUGUACGGAGUGGCGAUGAUCUUGAAUUCUCCGUGGGGAUUGCAGGUGCUGGGUUUCCUAUUAAUAAUUUUGAGGAGAGUCCUCAAUGUGGGUGUGGAUUGAACUGUAAUGAUGUGAAAGUGAUAAAGCUUAGAUCAAAUCCUCUUGUGGGUUCUUAUUAGAGGUAUAUUUAGGGUUAAUAGGAUUGAAUGUUCGUACUGGAAUUUUGAAUUUUGGGUUCGUUUUGAAUUGAAAUUUGCUUUAAGUUAAUUGAUGAAAUAUUUUGUCUUUGAUGCUUGA